Molecule: messenger RNA, 642 nt
Organism: Melampsora larici-populina 98AG31
Lineage: Eukaryota; Fungi; Basidiomycota; Pucciniomycetes; Pucciniales; Melampsoraceae
Exons: 2
Coding region: 115-357 (80 amino acids)
Source: RefSeq, a predicted model, not a curated record
GAUUAAAGCGAUGGUAUGAAAUAGUAUCAAUUUGAGUAUAUCACUACAAAUAGAGUCAAGCAAACAUCAAACAUCUGAUUCCAAACAACCGAGUUGUACAUAUAAUUUCAAAAUAUGUUCAUCAUGAUGAAACAGCGUAUAAGAGUGUAUGGACAUAAAUAUUCAAUCAUUUUUCUGGAUCAGAUGAAGUCGAUGCCUGACCAGGAACUUCCCGACCGUCGUUCGGAUGAUCAUCAAGACUACUACCAACGCCAUACCACUCAUCCAUACGAGUUUCACGACGAUGACGCUCAGGAUUAUAAUUCUCUAUCUCGUAGAAUAGAUCUACAUGACUAUGAGCUGGGGACGCUUCGAUGAGCUGUUGCAGAACUACCUCCUCUUCCACAACGGUUGAGAGGCGCACGAUUUCACUAGCUGUAAACCAAAGAUAAGUCAGUUCAAAACAAGAAGCUUUGACCUGCUACGGUGAGUGAUUGAAACGGUGGAAAACGAGGAAAUACCUUGAUGUUUUCGUUGGUCAUCAAGAAAAUGGCCGAUUAAUUGUUCUCCCAUCGCAUCAAGUGAAGUUUUGAGGCUCAAAAUUUGUUUUUCUAUUCUAUCAACUAUAUGAAACCAAUUUAAUGAAAAGAUUAGAUCGCAUCA